Pundamilia nyererei is the source of this 1326-nucleotide messenger RNA. Its product is annotated as leukemia inhibitory factor receptor-like. NCBI's taxonomy places the organism in Eukaryota, Metazoa, Chordata, Actinopteri, Cichliformes, Cichlidae. Bases 67 to 1164 code for a protein of 365 amino acids. The record is from RefSeq and is a predicted model, not a curated record. Gene Ontology annotation, molecular function: protein binding; cytokine receptor activity. Gene Ontology annotation, biological process: cytokine-mediated signaling pathway. The transcript has 7 exons. Gene Ontology annotation, cellular component: external side of plasma membrane.
GGUGAAAUACUGGUUCUCCCAAGAGACCAAAUAUUGGAGGUGGGCAGCACAGCCACAUUCUGCUGCAUGGUGCCAGAUGGGGAAAGUAUUAAAACAAUGUUUCUACUCAACUAUAAAGGCACUAAUGUAACGACUACAAAGAUCAGUGAACAUGUGCACUCCCUGACUGUUCACCUGGACCAACAAUCAGAAAACUGGAGGGAUGUAAUAUGUGAAACAACCAAAGGAGACAUCAGCGGAGCCAGUUUUCAUGCUGGAUACCCCCCUAGUGACAGUAGUCUUCAGUGUGAAACCCAGGAUCUGGAAUCCAUCGAUUGUUUUUGGAAUAUAACAAGGAAAAUAGAGGAUGUUGAAGAAGUGAGAAGAAAAUACCUGCUCCAGGAAAGCCCAUGCAACAUUGGACCAAUGCAUCAAUUGGGUAAAUGCUCGCAAAAAGUGGAGCUGGAUGCUGCUGAGAGGAACUGGACCUUAACAGUCACUAAUCCUCUGGGAAAGCUCGAGCUCCAUGACAGGGUGGACCUGACCAAAAGAGUGCACAUGGUUGCUCCAGACAAAGUGGCAGCUUCAACUGUGAACCCCAGAAACAUCAGUCUGAAAUGGAGCUGGACUGUGAAGAAGUACAGUAAUCUCAACAUCACAUGCCAAGUAGAUGUCAGUGAUGGAAACUCUAAUACCAAAAUUGAAAACUUUGGAGUUGGCCUCACAGCUGCAGUCAUCAAGGACUUGAUACCACACUGGAACUAUGACGUGAGGGUCCGAUGUGGAACAUCACAGCAUUUCUGGAAAUGGGGUGACUGGAGCAAUAGUGUCAAAAUCCGCACGAAGGGUGAUGUUCCAGAUGCUCUUGACGUGUGGAUGAAGGUGAAGGCAGACCCGGCUGUAAUCUCCUGGAAGGUGCCACUGACCAAUCAGAGCCAUGGAGAAAUCUUUGACUACAAAGUGUCCUGGGCAAAGACCAAAGACAAAAAUCAGUCAAACCAAACCAACAUGUCCAGAAGCAAUCACAGUCUUACACUCACGCUGGACCCCAGUGAGGAGUACAUGGUCACUGUCACGGCUAGAAACAUAAACGGCAGCUCAUCACCAUCGACCAUCAUCAUCCCCCGCUGCAAUCUAUGUAUGAAGCUAACAGAGCACCACACAUUACAGAUAAGCUCACUUUGAUUUCCAUUUGAGGAAGAGGUUUGAUUUUAUCUAAUCUGUGCAGAAGGCUGUAAGCAAAGGGUUUUCCAAACUAAUGCAGAAAAGGAAUAGCAGUUUUCAUGAUCACAUGAUUGAGAUUAUAUCUAUUAUAAGUAUACAAAUUUGUAAUUGUUGUGUUUAUAU